Fusarium sp. VM40 is the source of this 654-nucleotide messenger RNA. NCBI's taxonomy places the organism in Eukaryota, Fungi, Ascomycota, Sordariomycetes, Hypocreales, Nectriaceae. The record is from the annotation of a GenBank genome assembly.
AUGUCGACUCCUCGUAUCAAGCGCCAGUUUGCCGGUGCUUCAGCCGACCCUUCGCAGCGACAAAUCACUUCCUUCUUCAAUGCCAGACUAUCCGACGAGUCUGCCGCUGCCGAGGCUGAGAAGCCCCUCCAGCCUGUUCUUCCUUCCACCGUCCAGUCCAACCUGCUCAGUGUCGGCAUGCGAGUCCGCAAGUCCGUCCCCGAAGGUUACAAGACAAAGGGCACAAGUGCCUUCAAGCUCUGGACAGACAACUCCCCUGUGAACACUACCACUUCUACCACCCAAGCUCCCAUCAAGGGUGCCUCUCGGGAGCUUCUCCCCUUUUGCGGAAUCAACAAAGUUGGCGGUCUUGACACUCAGCCUGACUUUGACCGGGACGACGAAGUACCGGAUAUUGACGCUAUUCCCGAGCUUACCAUGUCGCAAGAGAGCAUUGAAUCCUCUGAUGGAUCUCGAAAGCGAUUCUUCGACGAGGAUGAAGACGAGCUUGUUGGAAGCCCAGCCAUGGCCGACCAGAGCAACCCCCGAGUUAUGGCCAUUCCUGUCUCACGAAAGGGAGUUGGUUCAAGAGGCUUCGUCCAGGGCAACGGAAACUCAAACUCCGACUUUGAUGAAGCCGAUUUUCUUGUUACCCCUGACAUGGACAUGGCCUAA